GUUGGAUACUUCUGAUUAUUUAUUAUCCAUUUCAUUUCAUAUCUGUAAAGAGUUUCCAAAAUUUUUCAUAAAAAUGUCCCGCAAACAAAAUCGCAUCAAUGUGUUUGUGCCACCGAUUAGUAGUUUUCCCGAAUCCAGUUUGCUGGGCGGCUAUGAACUCCAGGAUCGCGUCGAGUUGCCCAAGGCCACGGACGUCCUUGAGAAUGUCAUUGAAGAGCAAGAGCCGCACUUUCUCUACGUAAUCGAUGGCCGGGGCCGUAUUUUGGAGCAAAUGCGUUAUUUUGGCGACGAUUACCGUUUGGCUUUGAGGGAGGCCUUUACCCAAGAGGGCCACAUCCAUCCGGAUAAUGGUGCAGAAUUUGCAUCUCCAAAUCUAGAGCCCCUGACCGAAAGCCCUUACCCGUGACCACAAUAAAACAGUCGGAAUCAUUCGGCAUACCGGCAAAUAAAUUAACUGUCUCAAUUGAUGCACUUCUUUUGCUUGAUUGGCCAGGGCUAAAAAACAAUGUUGGUUCACUGAUAAAAAAAGGUAGUAAGAAAAAUAUCUGAUUUUGGAAUUUUGAAUUGUAUCUUAAACAUUAAAAUUAAUAUUAAUUGAAUAAAAAAAAAAAAUUUGGGUUCACUA
Drosophila elegans is the source of this 625-nucleotide messenger RNA. RefSeq lists its product as uncharacterized. NCBI's taxonomy places the organism in Eukaryota, Metazoa, Arthropoda, Insecta, Diptera, Drosophilidae. The record is from RefSeq and is a predicted model, not a curated record. The transcript has a single exon. Bases 74 to 406 code for a protein of 110 amino acids.